Molecule: messenger RNA, 2922 nt
Organism: Drosophila mojavensis
Lineage: Eukaryota; Metazoa; Arthropoda; Insecta; Diptera; Drosophilidae
Exons: 6
Coding region: 95-2839 (914 amino acids)
Source: RefSeq, a predicted model, not a curated record
AUGCCGGGUUGCCUCGAGAGUGGGUCAGGCUCGGCGCUCCCACCACACCCGAAACAGUAAUGCUUUCCGCGGGCCACGAAGUUUAUGCUCUGCUAUGUUAGCAGCGAAUACCACUGGAGAAGUGGGUAACUUAACAGCCAUGGAGCUGGUCGAAAUUCUCCUGGAUUUUGUGGACUCGUCCAAGGAACCUCAGUUAAAGCGACUCAUACAAUAUGUAUUCGGUUUGCUCAAUACAAACAACAGUGACAAUCUGCAUUUGGCAUUGAAGUUGAUUCGAAAAUUGUUUGAAGUGAUAGUACCCAGUCCCAAAGACGAUUGUCAAGUGCAGACAUAUAAUUCUCAACUGGUUUCCGACUUUCUGCUGUGUGUACAAAUGUGGGCGAGUCGAUUCCCGGAAGAAGGAAAGUUCCUCUUGACACAAGUGUGUUCCAGGACUUCAAACAACGAGGAGGGCCAGGUGCUCGGGCAAUUGUUCAAUGAUAUUUUACACGAACUAGGACCUAAGUGCAUCGACUCUUCAAAACUUUAUUGCCGUAUACAAAAACUCCUCGAAUCAGAGAUUAAUGAGGAACGUAAUUCCGGUUAUUUGAUUCUAAAUAAGCUACUGAACAGCACUAGCUCUGAAAAUCUGGAUUUGUACUCCUAUAUAAGCGUAAUGGAAUGCAUCAAAAUUGACGAAAAAUCAGUAUCCUUAUCCCUCAUAAAGGAGAGAAAUCUAGAUGGUAACUGGAUGCGUAUUUUAUAUAUACGACUAUUGAAAACUACAAAUAUCUCAAUGCGGCACGUCAUCAUCGAUUUCAUAAUGGACCACUUCACCGUUGCUGAGCUCUUCAGUGCAAAUCUGUUGAUCGAGUUCCUUUCAGCUACCAACCAUCUGGAACUGCACAACUUCGAGGGCAAUCCUAUCCAGGAGACCAAAAUGAAGAAGUUUGUCACUGAAAAUGAUAAUAACCAGUUCCUGAAGGCCUUGGCCGAGGUGUCCUGGACUGGGGUGCCACUGCAUCGCUGGCUGAGCUGCCAAGAGCCGAGGAACCAGACCCAAAUACAAAAUAAUCUGCUGCUCAAGUUAGCUGCACAUGUGCGAAAAAUAGAAAAUGCGAGCUUGCGAAACAGCGCCGGCAAUCUCCUCUGUGAUCUUUUUGAGGUAUCCAUUGAAAGCUUAUCGUUGCCUCAUUUCAUAGAAUUCGUUAAGACGCUCUAUCGAGACAACGAAGAUGUUUACGGCCUUCUUAUAGACAUACUGCAAAUCCUAAUUGAUAGUUGUGAUGACAUGAAAGAAGAAAUUGUUCAUCUCACUAAGAGCACUUACGAGAUCUUCCGUGAUGAGCAUAAUGAUAAUAAUCUUUGGAGUUCACUUAAGGAGCUACUGCGAAAACUUGAUUCUGUGCCAACAAAUUUGCACGGCUGGUGGCGUCUGCCCGCAUUUUUUUCCACCUUCAGUACAAAGGAAGCAGCUAGGGAAUUCUUUCGUACAAGAUAUGACGUAAAUAUUGAUUUGAUCGAGGAGUGCAAGGAUCUGAACGAGUUACAGCAACACCUAAUUGACAAGUUAAAAUGCCAAUCAGCGGACGAGAUAUCUUUUGUAAAGCAACGAAGCCUUCAAAAUUUUCUUAUCAAGAAUGUGCAUCAUUGGAGUCAACUUGGUGAAUUUAACUUGAACCCAAUUGACAUUCUGGAGACCGGCUCAUUCGAUACAUUGUCACAUAUGGCGAGUCUUUUGGAGAAGCACGACCAAAAGUUGCCCGACGAGAACUUGAUUGACUUCUUCUUAGAGCAGUUAAAUAAAUAUAACAGACGUUUACUAAACCCUGGAAAAAUAUUAAAUUAUAUAUCCAAAUAUCAGGAGCCAAGUAAAACGGUAAUACUCGUUCAAAAAUUGAUUUCCAAUAGUAGAAGCGGCUGGGAUCUGGGAAACAUACUAUAUAACACCGAUUAUGUAUUACAAUCAACUUUAAUCAGUGGCUUACUUUUUUUCGAGCAUCCGACAGGAGUAAAACGCAUCGAGAGUGCAUAUCUAAACAGUUUAUCGACCUGGAAUACAGUAGAACAUAUUAAACAGAGCAAUUUUAUAACGUACGUGAGUAAAAUGAAAACAGGGCAAAUCGAACUAUUUGACGAAAUGCUUGAUAUCAUCUCGAAUAUAAGUCAAAGAGAAAUUGCUGAAAAUUCAAAAGACCACAGAGUACAAAUUCGUUUUAUCCGAGCAAUUUUGAAUCUUGAACGCUUUGGUGAAACGAUAUCUGAAUAUUGGAAUGACAAGCUCUGGGCAGCCUUGUUAAACCCGAGGAACCUUAUGAAUAUCAAUUUGCUCUACGAAUGUCUGGUGGCCAAGCUUGUGCCAAGAUUCGAAAUGCUACAGGAACAGCUGAUGGCGCUUGGUACUCUUCAGCCCGAUCAACAGGAGUCAGUCAUAUCUGUUGCUCACAUUUACUGCAUAUGCAAAUGGGAUACAUUAAAUACGGAGCAAUUGCAAAGUAUAUUUGAGUUGCUUUGGCUACACGUUGCUUCUGUAAAUUUCCGGACAAUGUUUUUCAGCCAGCUAGUUCUGCGCAGACUGGCUGAUAAAUGUGAGAAGAGCAGUAUGGAAGUCCCUUUGGUUAGCGGUACAAAGGCUAAUCUGGCAUUGUUAAUUGAUGACAAGAACUUAGAUUUUCAGACAGAUGCGCGCCUUUUGCUACCAAAAAUGACAGAGAAUUUUAAUGUAGCAGAUGCAAUUCUUUAUAUCACAAAUGCUCCAUUUGAUGAAUUCGAAAAUCCAAAAUGGUUAUUUUCACAAUAUGAAAUGGAGGAUCUUGACAAGUUACGCAGCGCAUAUAAGUCUAAAAGUCUUGAAAUUUAAAGUUCGUACAUUUUGUCUUUAAUUUUAAAAAUAUGUAUUAAUCAAUUGUAAUUACACACACACUAGCUUAUGUACUGUGAUUG